AAACUUUUAGUUCUAUGUAGUGUUAUUCAUUGAAACGUAUUUAGAGGUGUAGAUUUGGCAUCACAGUAAUCUAUAAAUUUAGUGGGAAAUUUAAACAUAACGUAUUGGAUGAAAAACAUUUUUCUAAAAAUAAAUGAUCCAGAAGUCACCUACAUUCUAAAAAUAUUCCUUUCCUCUUGAAGUUUCGAGUUGUUAACACUACAAUUUAAUACGCAUUAAUUUACUAAAAUGGCAGAAGUUCAGGCUACAAAAAUUAACCAAGAAGAGUUGAUUAGAAAAGUUGGUGAUUUAGAAAAACGUCUGGAGACUAAAGAUGCAGAAAUUCAAGUUUAUAAGAUGUUAGUGUCCCAAAUGGAGGAAGAGGCUGCGCAGGCUAAAAAAUACAAGGCCCUUCACGAAAAACAAACCGAAGACGUGGAUUUCCUCCGUACGGAAUCCGAGAAAACUUUAACCAAAGCGAAAAGUAUGAUAUUCGAAAAAACGAAAGUAAUCAAAAAUCAAGAAUUGCAAAUAGAGGCGUUCACUCAACAAAUCGAAUCUCUGAGAGAAGUCAUCCGCAUAACCAAAGAUUUAUUGGAAAUUCGCAACUUGGAAGUGCAGCAAUUAGAAAUAAAAAUAAGUUCGAUGGAAGGUAAACAGAAAGCAGAAAAGGAACGUUACGAUUUAAUGCACAAAAAAUUAGAAAUGAUGAUUAGACAUAAUGCUGAACUUAAAAGGGAAUACGAAACUCAGUUAUGCCUUUUUACCGCCCUCAGAGAUAGAUAUAACGAAAGGGAAUUAGCCAAAGACGUAGUUGGUAAUUUAAAAAGGGAUAAAAACGCAGACAAUAAAAAUUUAGAAGCUGCAAUAGUUGUAAACAACGAAAAUCAACCCGGAAAUCUUCCUGAACAAAAUUUAGUUGAAGAUAAUACAAAUACAGUAGAUAAUAAUGUCGAUUCUGUAAAUACAGAUAUGAAUUCACCCGAAGUUACCAAUCAACAACACCCCGAAGAGUUAAAACAACCCCCAGCAGAAAUUCUUGUCCAGAAUACUCCUUCAGAUGAAGUAGUAGCUGAUAUACAACAUUCUAAUGAAGUAAAUAAUGAACAGAUUGAUAAUACUGAACAGAAAAAGGAAUAAAUCAUUUUGAAUUAACCUAAUUUUUACUUAUAUUUGUUACGAGUGAUGUUGAAAUUGUUUAAACAAAUAGAAGUAUUAAAAUAAAUAAAAUAAAGUGUG
Molecule: messenger RNA, 1218 nt
Organism: Diorhabda carinulata
Lineage: Eukaryota; Metazoa; Arthropoda; Insecta; Coleoptera; Chrysomelidae
Product: girdin
Exons: 3
Coding region: 229-1119 (296 amino acids)
Source: RefSeq, a predicted model, not a curated record